Molecule: messenger RNA, 2651 nt
Organism: Xenopus laevis (African clawed frog)
Lineage: Eukaryota; Metazoa; Chordata; Amphibia; Anura; Pipidae
Gene: gfra3.S
Product: GDNF family receptor alpha 3 S homeolog
Exons: 8
Coding region: 431-1684 (417 amino acids)
Biological process (GO): nervous system development
Cellular component (GO): plasma membrane; signaling receptor complex; external side of plasma membrane
Molecular function (GO): signaling receptor activity
Source: RefSeq, a predicted model, not a curated record
GCUCCAGAAAAGCAGAGACAUCCCCAUCAGAAAGUGCACAGCUCCAUUGCCCUAAUGACUCUCACAGGAUGAACAGGACACCGUAGUGUCUAACUGCUGUGGCUGAAGAAAGCUUUCACUGGAGCUGUAUGCAAUUGCAAAUGAUGGGUAAUGAAAUCUGUGACUCUCUGUAGAGGCUGAAGUAGUCAUGGUUGCUGGAGUGCCUGUGUAACUUUAGAAACUUGAUUUUUGGAUUGUACAAAUUCUGCUUUGUCCUGGCAUUAUUAGCUGUACUCACUGGACUGUACACCCCUGAGAGAAUCUACAAGCCCUUUGGUGUGAUGAGGAGAUCCUCUGAGUGAUCGUUUAAGGGGCUGCAAGCGGCUGCCACCUACUCAACCUGGAACUGUGGAUAAAGUGAUUGGAGGAGGCUUGGUUGUUCCUGUCCAACAUGAAGUCUUUGGGGAUCAUCUUGCUCAUUUCAGGGACUGUUACCUUCUUGUAUGCAAAUACACCAGUACGAAGUGAUUGCUUACAAGAGGAGCAAGCGUGCGUGCAAGAUCUACAGUGCAAUUCCAGUUACUAUAUUUUCCAGGACUGCUCACGUGGCAAGAUGUCUAGUUCUAGGUGUCAGAAUGCUGCUUUGGUUCUUCAGCAAACCCCUUUGUUGAACUGCAAGUGCCAGCAUCGCAUGAAAAGGGAAGAUCAUUGCUUGAAUGUCUACUGGUCCGUCCAUCCUGUACAGGAUGACUUGGUCUUUGAUGAGUCUCCUUAUGAAGAAUCAGAGUUUGAAAACAUGGUAACUUCAGAUUAUAGUCGUGUAGUUGAGAAUGAUCCCACUCUCCUAAUGGACACCAGUAAUGUCUGCUUACAACAAGCCAAUAUUUGUAGCUCCAACAACAAGUGCAGUCGCCACAAGACCUUGUAUGCAAGCCUCUGCAGCCAGCGCAAUGCUGAUGGAUCCUGUGACAGACGCAAAUGCCACCGGCACCUAAGAAACUUCUUUGACAAAGUCUCUGAGGAUUUUACUAAGCGUCUCCUCUUCUGUCCAUGUGAACACAGUUAUUGUGCAGAACGCAGAAGGCGAACUAUCGUACCUGAGUGCUCCUUUGAAGAAAAGUCCAAGAAAAAUUGUCUGCAGCUCCAACACUCCUGCGUUGCAGACAUAGUAUGCAGAUCGCAUUUGGCAGAUUUCCAGAAAAACUGCUAUCUUUUUGACAAAACCUCAGAAGACUGUCCCCCUGACAAGUAUGGUUCCUGCCUGCAGUCCUACAUUAGGAUGAUUGGAACUGUGAUGACUCCAAAUUACAUUAACAACUCUAGCAUGGAUGUGUCUCUGUGGUGCACCUGUGAUGGAAGCGGCAACCAGCGAGAAGACUGUAACAUGGUGCUUGGAAUGUUUACCAACAACAGGUGCUUCAAAAACGCCAUUGCUGCAGAGAUAAAUCGUUAUCAACCACAAGUCAUACUGCCUGUUCUCCCACAACCUAAUAUACACGUGCCUCUUAUUUCAGCACCUGUAAAGGCAAAUGAUCAAAAUAGUAUUGAAGUGGAUGGGUCGACAAAAGUGCUGAUUCAUAACAGAAAUGAAGAAUCAUAUGGAAAGAGAAAUCCAUCAUCAGGGGUAUCUUGCCCAUCCUUGGCUUUGACCCUGCUAAGUUCACCAUUACUCCUUUGGCUCUUAAAUGCAUUCUGUUCAUUGUAAAUGAUCCCAUACAAACUCACAUACAUACAUAGCACAAUGGUAUGAACUUCACAGAAAUGCUACAUUAAUGGCUUUUCAUUCAAUUCAUAAGACGAUGGGCUGACAGAGGACAUUCCUGCUUGAGAAGCCUGGUAGAACUUUGAAGAUGUCAUUUAUAAUUCAGCUUUAUUGCUGUGAUUUACUGUAGGUACGCUAAUAGACUGAUGAAAGCUGCCUGUCCAGCUUAACUUUGUAAAGAACCACCAACUGCCAUCUUUCUUCAGCUGCGGAGACUUCUGGUAAAUCGAUGGAGACAAAUAACUGCCUUUCAUCGCGGAAAAUGUAAGACUGGUGACAUCGGAUUGGGAUUGAAUAAAAGAAUGAAAUGCUUCUCACAUCAAUGUAAAAUGUUUCUCAAUACAAUGGAAAGGACUGUUGUAGUUUCAAUGUUCCAGAAACAGACAGAUCACAUUGUCAUUUAAGAAAUAACCCUUAAAGGCUUACAUAUUCAGUGUUUGUUGUAGCGUUGAAACUUGUGUAAGCUACUGCUGGUUACAGUGUGCUGUAUCCCAUGUGAUCCAAUCUACUGGCUGCAGGCCGGCCGGCCAUUUGUAUUGCUUUAGAUUUGUAGAACAAAUAUUUCACAAUGGAAGCAGGAUAGCAGUCCAGUCCUUGUCACUAUUUAUAACUGAUUGAAGUCUGAUUGGAGCAUAGACAAGUCAAUCCAAAGUGUUGACCUACGCUUGGGGCCAUGAUUACACACAAAAGUUGCUUUUCACAUUACACCCGUAUGGCUGGGAUAAGCAAAGUUAAUGUCACUAUUUUCUCUAGUCAAGGAAUGUACUUUUUAAAACUAACUUGUACGGGGUUGUGUGACAAGGAACUGGCUUCGGAAAUGCUUCUGCUGGGGGUGAAAUUACAUUAUUAGCAUAUAUUUUGCCAUUUUCUACAUUUCAAAUACAACAUUCCUGUUUAAAGCGAAAAUAUA